AUGAGCGAGCGGCGACUGCGUGCUGCGAGCGUUGAGGCGGCGGCACGACAUAGAGUUACUCCGACUUCGAGCGUUGAAGCAGUGUCCAUCGCUGCCCACUCUUCACCCCUAAGCAAAGCGAAAGAUUAUAUGAUGCUAAGCAAAGCGAAAGAUUAUACGGCAUCAUCGGGUUUCUAUUCCUCAAUUCCUAUUAUUUGGCCUAAUUUAUACACUUUGAGCUUCCGAUCCACACGCUCGCAUCCACUUCCUCUAACGAUGACAAUGCUGCAAACUUCGCAACUGCUUUGGGAUUGUGGGAUGAGCUGCUUUGACUUUGCGAGAAGUGGGUCGCCGGAAAAGACUAAUCAGAUCAUCAAGACCCUGUCGAAAGACAUUUACUGCAGGCUUAGAUCUAUGCACAAAAAGGAGGAAAUUUCUUUCUCAUACCCUGGUGAUGAUAACCAAAAAGCUGAAAAGCAGAAUCAAAAUCAGAGCGAAAGAAAUUUAAAGACAAUAUCUUACUGCAAGGCUUUCAGCAACUAA
Striga asiatica is the source of this 522-nucleotide messenger RNA. The record is from the annotation of a GenBank genome assembly. Lineage: Eukaryota; Viridiplantae; Streptophyta; Magnoliopsida; Lamiales; Orobanchaceae.